This is a messenger RNA of Cyprinodon variegatus (sheepshead minnow), 7954 nucleotides long. Its product is annotated as unconventional myosin-XVIIIa-like. The record is from RefSeq and is a predicted model, not a curated record. Gene Ontology annotation, cellular component: myosin complex. Bases 191 to 7345 code for a protein of 2384 amino acids. Lineage: Eukaryota; Metazoa; Chordata; Actinopteri; Cyprinodontiformes; Cyprinodontidae. The transcript has 43 exons. Gene Ontology annotation, molecular function: ATP binding; protein binding; cytoskeletal motor activity.
CUCCUCCUGUGUUGUAUGAAGGCUGAACAGGGAGCUGCUGGUUAUUACAGGCUGUGGUUUGUGUUCCCUACGAACCGAGCUGCGCCCAUAAGCAAGGCACCAGCUCUGUUGGACAACAGGGAUUUUCCCUUUGGGAAACACGGCUCCGGACUCGUAACUCCGUCUCUUUGGGGGGAUUUAGAUAGCCGCCAUGUUUAACUUGAUGAAGAAGGAUAAAGAGAGGGAAGGCAGCAGGAAAGAGAAGAAGGGUAAAAAUGACAGGAUGUCUGCUGCAGAGCUGCGCAGCCUGGAGGAGAUGAGCGUGCGGCGAGGCUUCUUCAAUCUGAAGAGAGAGGCUAAACGAGAGUCCAAGACCAAAGUGGAGAUCUCCAACCCCAUUCCCAUCAAAGUGGCCAGCACCACCGAGCUAUCGCUCACCGACAUCGAGUCGGAUAACGUCAGCAACCGAAGCAGCGUGGUUCUGGACGACCAGAUUAGUGUGGCCAGCUCCACUGAUGAGCAGAGAGGUGAAGGAGAAAAGGAUGGACACCGCAGCUCGGUGCGGGAUCGCGUGGCGCACUUUGGUUCUCUUGCAAAGCAGAACUCGUCACAGAUGGGGCAAAUGAUGAAACGCUUCUCCUUCUCCCAGAGGAGCAAGGAGGAGAGCCCAUCAGAGGGCUCCACUCCCUCCGGACAGAACUCUGCUGCCCCGUCGCCGCAGGUGGAGAACAAGGUUUUCAAUAUGCUGCGCAAACACAGCCAGAGGGGUCAACCAGAGGCGGCCGACCCCAGAAAGGUUUUCAUCCCUGAGCUGGUGGAUAAGGUGUUUCCUGCAGCGCUGCAGCUGCCUGCUGUGGUGGCACCAAGUGUCCCAGAAACACGGGAGCUGGAACUGCAGCGGCGCAACACCGGCGACUUUGGCUUUUCUUUGCGCCGCACCACAAUGCUAGACCGCAGUCCUGAUGGAGGAGUCUACAGGCGGGUGGUCCACUUUGCAGAACCUGGUGCCGGCACCAAGGACCUGGCGCUCGGACUGGUGCCUGGCGACAGGCUGGUGGAGAUAAACGGCCGGAACGUGGAGAACAAGAGCCGCGACGAGAUCGUUGAGAUGAUCCGUCAGUCAGGAGACACGGUGAGGCUGAAGGUGCAGCCCAUCCUGGAGCUGAGCGAGCUGAGCCGCUGCUGGUUGAGGAACAUCGAGGGGCUGCGCAGGGAGGCCAGACAUGUGAAGACCGAGGAGCAGAUAACAGCGGAGCAGGCCUGGUAUGGCUCAGAGAAAGUCUGGCUUGUUCACAAAGACGGUUUCUCUCUUGCCACUGUGCUGAAGACAGAGUCUGGUUCACACCCAGAGGGAAAGGUGAAAAUCCAGCUGGAGCAUGAUGGAACGAUCCUGGAUGUGGAUGAAGAUGACAUUGAGAAGGCCAACCCUCCAACUUACGACCGUUCUGAGGACCUUGCUUCACUCGUCUACCUGAAUGAAUCCAGUGUGAUUCACUGCUUGAGGCAGCGCUAUGGAGGAAACCUCAUUCAUUCCUUCGCUGGCCCCAACAUGGUCGUUAUCAACCCGCUCAGCACACCUUCAAUGUAUUCUGAGAAGGUCAUGCACAUGUUUAAAGGCUGCAGACGGGAAGACACCGCCCCUCACAUCUACGCUGUGGCCCAGUCAGCCUACCGCAACCUGCUCACCACCCAGCAGGAUCAGUCCGUUGUGCUGCUUGGCAAGUCUGGUAGCGGUAAAACCACCAACUGUCAGCAUCUGGUCCAGUACCUCGUCUCUAUGGCUGGGAGCACGGGCAAGAUCUUCUCUGCGGAGAAAUGGCAGGCGGUCUACACAAUCCUGGAGGCCUUUGGUAACUGCUCCACCACCAUGAACUCCAACGCCAGUCGCUUCUCUCAUGUUGUUUCGCUGGACUUUGAUCAGGCUGGCCAGGUGGCUUCUGCUUCCAUUCAGACAAUGCUGCUGGACAAGCUGCGGGUGAGCAGAAGACCUGAAGAGGAAUCCACCUUCAAUGUCUUCUACUAUUUGAUGGCUGGUGCUGACAGCGCUCUGAGGACGGAGUUGCAUCUCAACCAGCUGAAUGAGAGCAGUGCGUUUGGAAUCCAGCCACUCUCCAAGACUGAAGACAAGCAGAGGGCGCUGCAACAGUUCACCAAGCUCCAGGCUGCAAUGAAGGUCCUGGGCAUCUCUGUGGAGGAACAGAAAGCUCUCUGGCUUAUUCUAGGGGCCAUUUAUCACUUAGGGGCCGCAGGAGCCACUAAAGACGGAGAUGAAGCUGGACGCAGGCAAUUCGCUCGCCAUGAAUGGGCCCAGAAGGCGUCCUAUCUACUGGGCUGCAACCUGGAUGAACUGUCCUCACUGAUCUUCAAGAACCAGGCCAGAGGAAUGCAGCCUUUGUUCAGGGGGGGUACAGAUGAUGCUGGCCAAGGUGAUGGCUUAGGAUCUAAAUUCACGGCUCUGGAGUGUUUGGAGUCGAUGGCAUCAGGACUUUACUCCGAGGUCUUCACUGUGCUCAUCUCUCUCAUUAACAGGGCUCUGAAAUCCAGCCAGCAUUCUCUCUGCUCCAUCCUGAUUGUGGACACGCCAGGUUUCCAGAACCCUCGCCUGGCUCAGCAGCAAAGAGGAGCCACAUUUGAGGAGCUUUGCCAUAACUACACACAGGAGAGGCUGCAGACCCUGUUUCACGAACGCACCUUUGUCCAGGAGCUCGAUCGAUAUAAGGAGGAAAACAUAGAGCUUGUCUUAGAUGACGUAGAGUCCAGUCCCUCCCUGUCCAUAGCAGCCAUUGAUCAAGCUCCAUCUCAGGCUCUGGUCCGUACUCUUGCACGGAUGGAAGAGGCUCGAGGUCUUUUGUGGCUGAUGGAGGAGGAGGGGGUUAAGCCUGGAGGUUCAGAGGAACUGAUGUUGGAGAGACUCUUCAGCUACUACAGUGCUGGUCUGGGAGAAAACAAAGGAGCCAAUCUGUUGCUGCGAGGGGAGAAGUCCCACCUUUUCCUUCUGGGCCACAGCCAUGGAACGGACUGGGUGGAGUACAACAUCCAGGGCUGGCUGGGCCAUGCAAAGAACAACCCUGCAGCCCAGAGCGCUGCCACUCUGCUGCAGGACUCUCAGAAGAAGAACAUAAGUGGUCUGUUCCUUGGCCGGUCCAGUGGCGCCACUGUGUUGUCAGGCUCCAUUGCUGGUCUGGAGGGAAGCUCCCAGCUUGCCCUGCGUCGAGCCACAAGCAUGAGGAAGACGUUCACCACAGGUGUUGCUGCUGUCAAGAAAAAGAGUCACUGCAUCCAGGUCAAACUCCAAGUGGAUGCUUUGAUUGACAUGGUGCGUCGUUCCAAGGUUCACUUUGUUCAUUGCCUGCUGCCUAAAGCAGAGGCGGUGGGGGGAAGUGAACCCCGUGUGCCGCAUGGAGAGAGCUCUGAUUCCGGUCUGAUGACUUUAGAUGUGGGCCUCCUGAGAGCUCAGCUCCGAGGAUCUAAGCUGUUAGAGGCUCUACGCAUCUAUAGGCAAGGCUACCCAGAGCAUAUGGUGUUCUCAGAGUUCCGCAGACGCUUUGAUGUCCUCGCACCCCAACCAACCAAAAAACACGGCCGCAACCACAUCGUCCCAGACGAGAAAAGAGCAGUGGAAGAGUUGCUGGAAUCCCUGGAGUUGGAGAAGAGCAGCUUCCACAUGGGGCUGAGCAAGGUGUUUUUCCGAGCGGGGACUCUGUCCCGUCUGGAGGAGCAGCGCGAUGUCCAGACCAGGAAUAACAUCUCGCUGUUCCAGGCUGCCUGCAGAGGCUAUCUGGCCAGACAAGCAUUCAAAAAGAGGAAGAUCCAAAAUCUCGCCAUCCGCUGCAUCCAGAAGAACAUCAAAAAGAACCGCGGCGUGAAGGACUGGCCAUGGUGGAAGCUCUUCACCACCGUUAGACCUUUGAUAGAAGUGCAGCUCACUGAGGAGCAGAUCCGCGGGAAGGAUGAGGAGAUCCAGCAGCUGAAACAGAGGCUAGAAAAGGUGGAAAAGGAGAGGAACGAACUGCGGCUCAACAGUGACCGGCUGGAGAGCAGGGUCACAGAGCUGUCCACGGAGCUGACUGAUGAGAGGAAUACGGGUGAGUCUGCUUCCCAGCUGCUGGAGGCCGAGACCUCUGAAAGACUGCGUCUGGAAAAGGACAUGAAAGACCUGCAGACCAAGUUUGACAGCAUGAAGAAGCAGAUGGAGUCCAUGGAGAUGGAGGUCAUGGAGGCCCGGCUCAUCAGAGCUUCAGAGCUGAAUGGAGAGUUGGAUGAUGAUGACACAGGAGGAGAGUGGCGGCUGAAGUAUGAGCGAGCCAUCAGGGAGAUCGAGUUCACCAAGAAGCGACUGCAGCAAGAGUUUGAUGACAAGCUGGAGGUUGAACAACAGAACAAGCGGCAGCUGGAGAGGCGGAUCAGUGACCUGCAGGCUGAUAUUGAGGAGUCUCAGCGAAACAUUCAGCAGUUGAAGAAGAAGAAUCAGCGGCUGAUAGCUGAGCUGCAGGACACCAAGCUUCACCUGGAGGGCCAACAGAGCCGGAACCAUGACCUGGAGAAAAAGCAGAGAAAGUUUGACAGUGAGCUGAGUGCAGCCCAAGAUGAGGCACAGAGGGAGAGGAGCCUGAGGGAGAAGCUAGCUCGGGAGAAGGACAUGCAGAGUGGAGAUUGCUUCAGCCUCAGACAGCAGCUGGAGGAUAAGGACCUUGAAUUGCGCACCGUCCAAUUAAAGCUCGACCAGUUUGAAGCAGAGCUGCAGGAUCUGAACUCCCAGGAAUCCAAGGAUGAAGCAUCUCUAGCUAAGAUGAAAAAGCAGCUUCGUGACAUGGAAGCAAAGAUUAAAGACCAGGAGGAAGAGCUGGAUGAGCAAGCCGGGACCAUCCAGAUGUUGGAGCAGGCUAAACUACGGCUGGAGAUGGAGAUGGAACGUUUGCGUCAUACUCAUUUUAAGGAGAUCGAAAGCAAAGACGACGAGGUGGAGGAGAUCAGACAGUCUUACAGUAAAAAGCUGAAGCAAAUGGAGGUCCAGCUUGAAGAGGAGUACGAUGAAAAGCAGAAGGUGCUGAAGGAGAAGAGAGAGCUGGAGGCAAAGCUCCUUUCUGCACAAAGCAAGGUAAGAGCACUGUGUUGGUCAGAAUCAGAAGAUGCUUUUAUCCAAAGAGACUUACAAAGUAGGCAGAAUUUUAGAGUUACCAUGGAAAUGAAGCUGGAGGAGCAGCUGAGCCGUCUUCAGAGAGAGAAGAACGACCUGCAGUCCAGGAUGGAGGAGGACCAGGAGGACCUGAAUGAACUGAUGAAAAAGCACAAGUCUGCUGUUGCCCAGUUGGCUCAGAACUUGGCUCAGAUCAACGAUCUUCAGACUCAGCUGGAGGAGGCCCUCAGGGAGAAACAGGAGGUUCAGGAAAAGAUGCAGGUCCUCCAGAGCCAGCUGGAGUUCCAGGAACAGUCCACGGUUGAGAAGUCCCUCGCCAAUCGACAGGAAGCCAAGAUCCGGGAGCUGGAGACCAAAAUGGAGUUUGAAAAGACGCAGGUCAAACGGCUAGAGAACCUUGUAGCUCGUUUAAAGGAGAACGUGGAGAAGCUGACGGAGGAAAGAGAUCAGCGCAUCACCAGCGAGAAUCGCGAGAAGGAGCAAAAUAAACGUUUGCAGAGACAGAUCCGAGACAUCAAAGAGGAGAUGGGCGAACUUGCUAAGAAGGAAGCAGAAGCGAGUCACAAAAAACAUGAGCUGGAGAUGGAUAUUGAGAGUCUAGAGGCUGCGAAUCAGAGCCUCCAGGCAGACCUGAAGCUGGCCUUCAAAAGGAUCGGUGACCUGCAGGCUGCCAUCGAGGACGACAUGGAGAGCGAUGAGAACGAAGACAUUAUGAACAGUUUGCAGGACAUGGUGGCAAAGUACCAGAGAAGAAGAAACCGAACUCAGGGCCAGUCGGAUACAGACUCUGAGCUGGAGGAUCGGGUGGACGGAGUGAAGUCCUGGUUGUCCAAAAAUGACAGCUCUGCCAAGAACCUGUCAGAUGACGGCAGCCUGAAGGGCCGCAGAUAUGCUGUUAAAACAGACAUAAAGGAGGUCAAAGAUGCACAGAAAGAGCACAGAGAGGGAAAGACAAACAAGCCAGUUACUGUUUUGGGCUCUCUGAGUUACAGAAAACAAUCAAAACUAGACUUCAUUGAAGGCCAAAGCGAGAAGAAAGCAGAGCCAGAUGACGUCCCAAGUUUCAAGAGGAGCAGAUCCAGAACUGAUCUGCUAAAGCAGAGAGGUCAUGUUGAUCCCGACCCAGUCCGUCCUCCUUCCCUACACGACCAAAGUGACGGUCAGUCAGUCAUUUCCGUCCAUUCAGAGGCCAGCAGCAUCAGGAAGGACAGUCGGAGGGGUCAGUUUGAUCCAGAAGCAUCUAGCUGGCUGGCUAAGCCAGGCUGGUCCUCCACACUUCCUGAGAUGAACCUGGGGCAGAAGGUCCGUCCUGGCAGCAGGAUGGAUGGAAUCAGCAGCAGUGUGUCACUGAGAGGCAGCCCUCCCAGUAGCCUGAGCUUUAGUAAGAGAUCAAGGAGUCAAAGUCCGGGAAGUGCUGUCCAACCCAAUUCCCGGGUAUCGCUGGUUGGCAGCUGUUGCCUUGGGGAUGGUGGCGUUGAUCUGGAUGACAGAGGAAGGGUGUCCCUAACUGAGGGGUCCACAUACAGCCCCCUCUCUUUCAUUGGUCGCAGUUGCUCUAUGCCACCACCACGAGACAGGUCCGCUUCUGCCAAUCAGCCACUCGAUAGCUCGGAGAUCAGGCCCGUCCGUCAUCAGAACUACCUAGACCCUGAUUUGGAGAAAGCCAUCAAUGAAGUUUUGAGUUUUAAACCAAUAAAAGUCAAGCGGAGGAGCUUGGAAGACUCUGAAGAUGAAACAAGAUCCAGGAGUAAAGAUCAGGGUCAAAGUAGUAAGAACGGAGAGAGGAUGUAUCCCAGCAGCAGUCUUGGACGUUCUGAGUCUGCCAUGGACUUCAUGAGAUCGUCCCGCAGUGCCAGCAGCCGCAGCAAUCACCGUGACAGCAGGAGGAAAAGAAAGGGCAAGAAAAAGGGGAGAAGCCGAAGCUUUGAUUCUCACAGCUCUGGAGACGAUCCUGUUCCAAGGAGCAGCUCGAGAAGAAGGUCCAGAAACUCCUCUAAAUAUGCCUCAUCCUCCACAUCAUCCGAAUCCGAUUCAGAGUCUAGCUCCUCCUCCAGCUCUGAUGCAUCCACCAUCUCCUACCGGAGUUGCAGUAGUGUGAAAAAAGCCCUGGAUAAAUCUGCUCUCAGUCCAGACGAGGACAAGGAGACCCGGAGAGGGAGCGAGAAAAGGAGGAAGAAGAAGGUGGACAGCCUGAUGAUGAAGUACUUGUACCAGAAUGAGAGCGACUGAGGCAGACACUCCCCCAGCCGAUGGCGCUCCCGCACUGACAGAUCUGAUGAUGAGGAAGAUGCUCCUGGGACCCCGGGCUCCAAGCACAGAUACAGCAGUCAUUUGAAAGAUGAUGGCGAGGAGGAGGAGUCGUAGUCCUCGCUGUGCACCCUGUGGAGUGAACUCUCAGCCAAGUCAUACACUUUGGUUUGCAUGCAGAACUGCCUCCCGUGUUGGACAAUCAAACACGGAUAAAGUGCAUUGAUCUGCACUAAUAGACCCAUGGAGCUGACCGAGCAGCUCCAUGUUAGCAGCUGCUUGCUCAAUUAACCUUCUGCUGUUUGGUUGUUAACUGAAUAACAGACUCUGCAAAAUAAAAUGUCUCUUUCCACUUUUUUUCCCCACAGUUCACACUGAAAAAACCAAAGUUCUACAGUUUCUAUACCAGUGUGAAGCUAAAAAGUAUUGAGUUCACAUUAACACGAUGUAACGUUUCACAAUGACGGCGAAUUCCUGAGAAAAACACCAACUUUUCUUUCUCAUCUUUCCGAGAUUCUGUUGCUUCUCAUUCAGUCAGUUUCUUCUUUCCUCUUUUCCUCACAAAAAAACAUUUUCCUUUCUAAGAAUCAC